AAGAAUGACGGGACCCAGCUACCGGAGCCUGGCGCUGGCCUCCCUGCUGGGGCUGCUGCUGCUGCUCUCCGCGCCCUGCCAAGCGCAAAGCAACCAGGACUGCUGCCUGUCCUACAGCAAGGUGCGCCUGCCUCAGCGGGCCAUCAUGGGCUAUAGCGAGCAGCUCUCCAGCGAGGUCUGCGACAUCAAUGCCAUCAUUUUCCAUACCCGCCGUGGGUUGAAAGCCUGUGUAAAUCCUAAGGAACCCUGGGUAAAGAAGCAUCUUUCUUGGCUGAGCCUAAAGCUCAAGAGGAUGUCGAUGUGAUGUGGUUUCCAGCAGGGAACUAAACACAGACGUGGCCGAAGAACCACUAGGUUCAACCUCUUGGUUGAGACUGCCUCUUGUACACUGUUGUGUGCUUACUAACCACUAUCCCUGGCUUCUUUGGAACCGUAAAACUUCUCGGGUUGAUUCAUAUUGCAUCACUGUUUUGCUUGAAUUAAGCAUUUUGUUAAAGUUUCUACUUUACUAACUAAUAUAUGACAGUAGAUUACUAUCAGCAAAGAUUGCCUUAAGCUAUUGUACAGAGGAUUGCGUAUUUGUUUUGUAUGUGUGCUGUGUGUUAUUCAGCAUAUGUAAAGUGAGUUAUUUAUUCUGUUUAUUU
Messenger RNA from Nothoprocta perdicaria, 644 nucleotides. RefSeq names its product C-C motif chemokine ligand 20 (gene CCL20). Lineage: Eukaryota; Metazoa; Chordata; Aves; Tinamiformes; Tinamidae. Bases 5 to 304 code for a protein of 99 amino acids. Gene Ontology annotation, biological process: neutrophil chemotaxis; lymphocyte chemotaxis; cellular response to type II interferon. Gene Ontology annotation, cellular component: extracellular region. The transcript has 4 exons. Gene Ontology annotation, molecular function: CCR chemokine receptor binding; chemokine activity. The record is from RefSeq and is a predicted model, not a curated record.